AACCUUGACACUUCAAUCAUAUUCCAUAAGAAAGAAAAAAAUGUAUCUAAGAACCCCAAUAGAUCGUGUACUAUUUUCCCCAUCAAAUCCACAAUUUUCAAGAACUCAAAAAGUGUCUUUUAGAGUAAACUCAAAACUUAACAACAAUGUGAUAGAAAUUAGUGAAUCAAAAAGCUUUUAUGAGCUUUUGGGUAUUCAAGAAACUGUUUCUUUAUUAGAAAUUAAACAAGCGUACAAACAAUUAGCAAGAAAGUACCACCCAGAUGUUUCACCUCCGGGUCGGGUCGAAGAAAAUACCCAAAGGUUUAUUCGGGUUCAAGAAGCUUAUGAAACAUUAUCGGAUCCUAAAUCAAGAGAUAUGUAUGAUAAACAUAUGUCUAAAGGACUUCAUUUUGCAUUUUCUCCUCGUAAGAAGUGCCAAAAUGAUGAGUCAAUGGAGAACACCGGUGAAUGGAAGAAUAGAUGGCAUUCUCAGCUAUCGGAGUUGACAAGAAGAAACACACAUAAGGACUCUGGUAACAAUAUGUCAUGGGGUGCACGUAUGCGUAGACAAAGGAGUGAAACAUCGUUAUAACGAAUUAUAUAGUUUUUAUAUAUUGCUUGUAUAUUAGAUAUAUAAUUUGAAGUGUUUGGUUAAGCAUUGAUGUUAUAAGUAGUGUAACAUCUAUGUAAGUGCUGACCAAAAUAUAGGUAACUGUUUGUACAUAAGAGUUAUUUGAAUCAAGUUGUUAUUUUUAACCA
This is a messenger RNA of Solanum pennellii, 741 nucleotides long. Its product is annotated as chaperone protein dnaJ 20, chloroplastic. The record is from RefSeq and is a predicted model, not a curated record. The transcript is spliced from 2 exons. Gene Ontology annotation, cellular component: chloroplast. The coding region runs from base 41 to 574 and encodes 177 amino acids. Lineage: Eukaryota; Viridiplantae; Streptophyta; Magnoliopsida; Solanales; Solanaceae.